Melopsittacus undulatus (budgerigar) is the source of this 1170-nucleotide messenger RNA. RefSeq names its product ataxin-2-like protein. The record is from RefSeq and is a predicted model, not a curated record. Gene Ontology annotation, molecular function: mRNA binding. Gene Ontology annotation, cellular component: cytoplasmic stress granule. NCBI's taxonomy places the organism in Eukaryota, Metazoa, Chordata, Aves, Psittaciformes, Psittaculidae. Gene Ontology annotation, biological process: cytoplasmic stress granule assembly.
GGGGAAGCGGCCGCUUUAAACGCCGUUUAAACGCAUUUAAACGCAUUUAAACGCAUUUAAACGGGUUUAAACGGGUUUAAACGGGUUUAAACGGGUUCUAACGUCCCCCCCCAUUGACUUCCAUUGGCCGCCAUGCUGAAGCAGCCGCCGCCCCCCCCCCCGAGCCCCAACGGGGGCCUCAGUAGCGGGGGGGGGCGCGGAGGAGGCCUGAGGGGUCAGAGCACAGGGAAGGGCCCCCCCCAAGUGCCGGUGUUUGAGGGGGUCUAUAACAACUCGAGGAUGCUGCACGUGCUGACGGCGGCUGUGGGCUCCACGUGCGAGGUCACUGUCAGAAGCGGCAGCUCCUUCGAGGGCAUCUUCAAGACCCUGAGCUCCAAACUGGAGGUCGCCCUGGACGCUGUUCACCGCCGCCCCCCCCCGCCCCCCCCACCCCCCCCCCGGCGCGAGGACAUCGUGGACACCAUGAUCUUCCGGCCACGUGACCUGGUCCUGCUGCGCCUGCGGGAUGUGGACAUGGCCUUCACCUGCAGGGGCAGGUUCCCAGAGCUCGGCCUGCGCCUCAAUGGGCAGCACAGGGAGAAGCCUCUGCAGCGCUGGGAGGGGGGGGAUGGUGCCUGUGAUGAGUACGACCUCGAUUCGGACCUGUCCAACGGCUGGGACCCCACUGAGAUGUUCCGCUUCAAUGAGGAGACCUACGGGGUCAAGACCACCUACGACAGCAGCCUGGCCUCCUACACUGUCCCGCUGCGGCGCCAGGACUCGGCCGCGUUCCGGCAGCGCGAGGCUCGAGCGGCGGCUCUAGCGCGAGAGAUUGAGGCCAGUCCCCAGCACAGGCUGCGAGCGGCGGCCGAGGACAUGGAGGAGGCGCCGGAGGGGACCCAGGACAGGAGGGACCCCAAGUUCCCACCCCUCCCCCAACGGCCGCGGGGGGGGCUCCGCUGCUCCCCCAGGGGGGGAGGGGCCCCCAGGCCCCCCGGGGGGGGCGGGGCCGGAAGUGCCCCUCCCCCACCCCGAGGCCCCGCCCCCCACUCGGAGCCGGGGGUCAAUGGAGGCCCCUCCCCCAAGGCCCAGCGACCCCCCCGUGGGGGGAAGGGCAGCGGAGGGGGGUGCCCAUCCCCCACCCCUGGGCACUUAUGGGGCAUCUAUGGGGUGGUUAUGGGGCACUUAUAG